Periconia digitata is the source of this 1914-nucleotide messenger RNA. Lineage: Eukaryota; Fungi; Ascomycota; Dothideomycetes; Pleosporales; Periconiaceae. The record is from the annotation of a GenBank genome assembly.
CGGUACCGUGCAGUACGCCCCACGCACAAACUACCUAGGUAUAUAAUGGCGAUAGCAGCACUUCCAAUGCGAAGUUCUAACAACUCACCGCGCAAGAUGGACGCACCAGUUUCACACCCUCGUUUAGAUACCUUGCCAACAGAGCUUCUCGUGCAGAUUUUUUCUUAUCUCGCACCAAUCCCCAGUCUCAGACCGAAGGCUACGUCCAACAUAAUCGAACGCGCUGAAAACGACUCCCAGCAGUAUUCUUUGCGGAAUGUCAAAGCAGUGUGCCGUAGCUUUGCAGCGAUAGUCACCCCGCUUCUCCAAGCGUGCUAUCACGACUGCGACUUCUAUUGCCUAGCCCGGAAUCGGACGAACUUCGAGGCAUGGGAGAAAGUUAGAACUGUGAUUCAAGAUGAUUCAAACUGCCAGGAUCCUCGGGGCGAUACAUUUCACCAUUAUUUGAACCUGGCGGAAAUCAAGGAGAAGCUAGGAUUGAACGAAGUUUGGCACGAUCCUGAAAUCCAUGCCAACAUUUUUGAGCGAGACAAUUAUGAUGGAUCCGAUGGGUUAUACGAUGGGUUAUCUGAAGACGUAUUUGAUAAUAUCUCCCCUUUCGAUCCAGAAGGCUUCAGGCGUCGUAUGAAAGUUGAGGGGAUUGAAGAUGACAGGCAAACCAAUUUCGAGCGCGCGGCGGUUCUUUGCUUGUGUCCUAACGUGGAAGAAAUAUUGUAUGGCAGCCAUCACGAUAGCUAUUGGCGAGGGGAUUCGGUAGACGAAGAUUACACAGCUAUACGGCCUUUAGUUUUUGCGGGACGUGGAAUACCUUUUGGCCGCACACAUGCAUUUUCUCAUUUACGCUAUCUCUCCAUCGACGUCCAAAACAUCAGAAUUGAAAGAAUCGUUCCCGUCAUGCGUAUUCCUUCACUGCGACACUUCGUUGUCGAAUGGCGCAAUUGGUCGACUACUGGUUACUCUAGCCUUGAUUUAUUUCAGGAUGCGCUCCAUCUCUGGGGAUGUCCAGCCGGUGCCUCCAAUAUCGAAAUAUUAGAGAUGAGGAAAGUUGAGUGCCCGGGAGCGCUCGUAGGGAAGAUGAUCAAGAGUUGUAAAGCACUGAAAAAGUUUGACAUGGAUUGCCUCCCGUGGGAGCAGUCAAAAGCGUGGUAUUCUAAUAUAUUUGACGAGUUGAAGGCGCACAGCAGUACAUUAGAAAGCCUUAUUAUCCAAUCGUGUGCUGCUCAAGAAUAUGCAGAUAAGGGACCAAUCAUUAAAGAGAGCGAGCUUCAGCAGUACAAAAUGCUCAAACGGCUGCGUAUUCAACUCCGAACCAUUACAGGAUAUGGGGGCUUCAGAUCCGAUACCACAUUGGAACACGCGAUGCCAGACCUGUAUACCAUGUUUCCACGGUCGAUUGAAAGCAUAGAACUCGAUAUACACGGUCCAACACCAUAUGAAGAAACGACCCAUGUUUUGUCUGAUCUCAUGACACAUCCGGAUAAACCCCCGCUGCUCAAACGAGUUCAUGUCCAUGUUCACGUGUGUCACGAAGUUUCCCCUUAUUUACCUCUCGAUCUCUACUCUCUUUCCAAUAUAUGCGACCAUAAAUCAGAAGUUCGGUUCGAUUACACGCUUGCACACUUCUGGAUUGAAUGGACCGAUGAAAUCGAGGAAGCACGUAGAAGGAUCUUAGGGUGGCCGCAUGGGGAGGUGCUCAUCAAGCACGCAACGCUUGGGAUGGAGAAGAGAUGGAAUGAGUUACUGAGUCGCGAUGUCAAUAUGUCGUCUCCGUUCAGAGACUUAAGAGUUCACGAGGAUGAUGCUCGAGAAAAGGGGUGGUUGAGGGACGAUGUCGGCCCAGAACACGUCGAGAAAGGAGUGCUGGAAGCGGAAAAACUUGGUCACUUCGAGAAGUUUAUUACCAAGGAUAGUUAA